Molecule: messenger RNA, 1455 nt
Organism: Solanum verrucosum
Lineage: Eukaryota; Viridiplantae; Streptophyta; Magnoliopsida; Solanales; Solanaceae
Product: putative pentatricopeptide repeat-containing protein At3g23330
Exons: 1
Coding region: 7-1440 (477 amino acids)
Biological process (GO): RNA modification
Molecular function (GO): protein binding; RNA binding
Source: RefSeq, a predicted model, not a curated record
UCAGGUAUGUUUACUCAAUCGCAGUUCGAAAGAGGACCAAUUUCUUCUUCCAUCACUAACAUUUUCCACCAUUGUUGCAACUCAAAGAAUCUCAGAGCCAUUAAAGUAUUUCAAGCACACCUAAUUAGAACUGGGUUAAUCUUCAUCUCCCCUAAUUUUCAGUUCAAACUUGCAACUUCACUUCCCAACAACAACAACAACCAUCUUCAGACCUUAACCAAUUUCUUCAAAUUCCUCAAACCCAGAAAUCCUUUGCUCUUAAAUUCAAUCCUUUCCCAUUUUUCCCAAAAUGGGUUUCAUUCUCUUGCUCUUCGUACAUUCUCUUUCAUGCAUUUUGGUGGUAUUGACAUUGAUUCAUACACGUUGUGUAGCUCCAUUACAGCUUCAUCCGCUGUGAAAGAUGUGAAAUUUGGGCAAAUGAUUCAUACCCUUGUGCGGAAAUCGGGUUGGUUUUCUAGUGUUUAUGUGGGGUGUGCUUUAGUGGAUUUGUAUGCGAAGUCGUUGUGUAUCAAGAAUGCAGCUAAGAUGUUCGAUGAAAUUCCUGUGAAGAAUACAGUGUGCAUGAAUGCAAUUCUUUCAGGUUAUUCUGAAGCUAAGAUGUGGAUGGAGGGACUGGCAUUGGUGAGGAAGAUGCCAUGUUUAAAUUUAUGUUUGGAUAAUUUCACUUUUUCAGCUGCUUUGCGUGCUUGCGUUGGGCUCUCUGCAUUUGAAUUGGGUAAGCAGGUUCAUGGAUGUGUUAUUCGAAAAGUUCAUGAUAUGGAAUCUGAUGUGUUUCUGCAAAGCCUGUUGAUUGAAAUGUAUGGAAAAUGUGGGUCAGUGGAGAAGGCUAGGCAUGUUUUCGACAUGGUUGGCUUUCGAUGUGGAGAAAGAAAGAGGGAUGUUGUUCUGUGGACAUCAAUGCUUGGUGUUUGCGGAAGAAAUGGGAAAUUUGAAGAAGCCAUUAGUCUGUUUAAUGAUAUGGUAAUGGAAGGAAUCAAACCAGAUGGUGUGGCGUUAUUGACUGUUCUCUCUGCUUGUAGUCACACUGGCCAUGUAAUUCUUGGAAUGCAGUACUUCGAAUCAAUGACAUCUAAUUACAGUUUGGAACCCAGUCCUGAGCACUAUAGUUGUGUGAUUGAUUUACUGUGUCGUGCAGGUGAGUUGGAUAGAGCAUGGAAUUUAAUCAAUGACUUAUCUUACAAAGAGAAUGAUAAUUUUACUGUUACCCUGUGGGGGGCCUUGCUUAGUGCCUGCCAUAAUUUUGACAAUGUCGAACUCGGUAAAUUAGCUGCUCAACGGGCACUCGAUUUAGACCCUCAAAAUGACGGGGUUUAUGUUCUGCUAUCGAACAUGUAUGCGAGGAAUGGUCUGUGGAAUGAAAUUGAGAUGUUGAGGGAACAGAUAAAAGAGAAGGGAUUAAAGAAAGACAUAGGACAUAGUUUGGUAGAUAUCACUAGAUGAGAUAAAGGCAAUGAU